Molecule: messenger RNA, 1423 nt
Organism: Suillus bovinus
Lineage: Eukaryota; Fungi; Basidiomycota; Agaricomycetes; Boletales; Suillaceae
Product: Polymerase/histidinol phosphatase-like protein
Exons: 5
Coding region: 359-1336 (325 amino acids)
Biological process (GO): L-histidine biosynthetic process
Cellular component (GO): cytoplasm
Molecular function (GO): histidinol-phosphatase activity
Source: RefSeq, a predicted model, not a curated record
ACUGAAGUAAACGGUACUUACCAUGAGAAGUCCGUGAUGCAAUUGCAAGUGUUUCACGUUACAUGACGGAGAAAAAACUGCCUAUCAAGUAGUUAGCAUGGAUGGGAAAACUUCUGAACGGACAUCACUUGCGGUGUUGUUGCGCCUCGAUGGUCCGAUGGAAGAUGUACUCCUUAACUUGGACAGUAAGCUACGUCGCGGGAGGGAGGCAAGUGCGGCACAUUCAAGACGUCAUUCAAUAUCUGGGGUAGCAUGCAGGCGAACUAUCAAAUCAAUUGUGUCAUACGCAUGCGGGGUCGUGGUGAUUCGUGACGCCUCCCGCGAUGGGUUCUGCAUUACCUUUUGAACAUGUAUUAUUAUGCCUCACAGUCAUCACUCUCACUCCGGACAGUUCUGUAGGCAUGCUUUCGGAUCCUUAGAAGAAGUUGUAUCGGAAGCCAUCAAACAACGUUUCGAGGUAUAUGGUUUGACAGAACAUGUACCCCGCUACAGGCUAGAAGAUCUGUAUCCAGAGGAGAGGGAACUGUCCCUUGAUGAUCUGUCAAAGCAGUUCCUCAGUUUUCUUAACGAAGCUCAUCGACUGAAGGAGGUUUACGCCUCCCAGAUCACCUUAUUGGUUGGACUCGAGACAGAGCACAUUACCGAUGAUGACCUCAGUCAUCUUCAAACGCUCCUAAAGGAUAACGGGAGGCGCAUCGAUUAUAUCGUUGGAUCCGUUCAUCAUGUCAACACUAUCCCCAUCGACUUUGAUCGUGUCACAUAUGAAAAGGCUUUGGCCAACUUUUCGAGUAAAGAGGGCGUUUAUAUUGUCGGAAACGAUCAAAUGGAACGCUUCCUGUCGGCAUACUUCGAUGCACAGCAUCAAUUGAUUCGGCAGUUUCAGCCAGAGAUCAUUGGUCAUCUCGAUUUGUGCAGACUCUACACCCCUUCCCUCGAUCUCAAGCAGUACCCCAUCGCUUGGGGCAAGCUGAUCAGGAACAUCGAGGAAGCUACGCGGUAUGGUGCACUUUUUGAAAUCAAUGCUGCCGCGUUCAAGAAGGAGCAAUGGACUUCGCCCUAUCCUGGAAAAGAUAUAGUAGCGCUUAUUCAAGAAAAAAAUGGUCGAUUUGCUUUGUCCGAUGACAGCCACGGACCGCGGACUGUUGGACAGUAUUAUUUAGAUGUGGCGGACUAUCUGGUUCAUGUAGGGAUUACCGAACUUUGGUAUUUGGACCGUUCGUUAGAGCCAAAUCACAAUGGGAGGUACAUAUCUCCUAGGCGAUUUGAAGGUGACUGGCGGCUUCAUGCCUUCUGGAAACAUAGGGAGGGUGAAAGGCACGGAGUCGCUUUUCAAUAAAUACGAGGUGAUUUUGGUGAUAGAAGUACGUUUUGCGGCGGCUUGAAGUACUUCGAUAUUAUCUUUGAUUUUCUCUGCCCCGAGAUG